This is a messenger RNA of Chanos chanos (milkfish), 2565 nucleotides long. It is a transcript of the gene lrrc4.1, whose product is annotated as leucine rich repeat containing 4.1. Gene Ontology annotation, biological process: postsynaptic density protein 95 clustering; synaptic membrane adhesion; excitatory synapse assembly. Gene Ontology annotation, cellular component: plasma membrane; glutamatergic synapse; postsynaptic density membrane. Gene Ontology annotation, molecular function: protein binding. NCBI's taxonomy places the organism in Eukaryota, Metazoa, Chordata, Actinopteri, Gonorynchiformes, Chanidae. The transcript has a single exon. The record is from RefSeq and is a predicted model, not a curated record. The coding region runs from base 4 to 2565 and encodes 853 amino acids.
AUCAUGAGUCUCCUGGGGCGGGUAGCUGUGCGUGGAGCCAGGAAAGCCGCCCUGCUCUGUGUCAUCUUCCUUGUGGUGCACGUGUGCCUGGAGGUGGCCGUGGAUGCAGGGGGGCCCCAAGGCUGCCCGCCCGUCUGCUCCUGCAGUAAUCAGUUAAGCAAGGUGGUGUGCACUCGUCGUGGCCUGACCCGUGUACCUCCAGGCAUCCCCACCAACACCCGUCACCUCAAUCUCAUGGAGAACUCCAUUGAGGCAGUGCAGGCUGACUCUUUUCGUCACUUACACCAUCUAGAGGUGCUCCAGCUAGGACGCAAUGCCAUUCGGCAGAUUGAGGUCGGUGCAUUCAAUGGCCUGACUAACCUUAACACAUUGGAGCUCUUUGACAAUCGGCUGACAGUGGUGCCCAGUGGGGCCUUCGAGUACCUGUCCAAGUUGCGGGAGCUGUGGCUCAGGAACAACCCCAUUGAGAGCAUCCCAUCCUACGCAUUCAACCGCGUGCCCUCGCUCAUGAGAUUGGAUCUGGGGGAGCUGCGCAAGUUAGAGUACAUUUCUGAUGGGGCAUUUGAAGGGCUGCACAACCUCAAGUACCUCAAUCUGGGGAUGUGCAACAUUAGAGGCGAGAUGCCCAACCUGAACCCCUUGCAAGGGCUGGAGGAGCUUGAUAUUUCUGAAAAUCUCUUCCCAGAGAUCAAGCCAGGUUCUUUCCGUGGACUGAAUUCACUCAAGAAGCUAUGGAUCAUGAACUCUCAAAUAGGUCUGAUUGAGCGGAAUGCAUUCGAUGACCUAGUAUCAUUAGUGGAACUGAACUUGGCCCACAACAACCUGAGCUCCUUGCCUCAUGACCUCUUUGCCCCAUUGAGAUACCUGGUGGAGCUGCAUCUCCACCACAACCCAUGGAACUGCAGCUGCGACUCUGUGUGGCUCUCAAGGUGGUUGCGCGAGUACAUCCCAACCAACUCCACCUGCUGUGGCCGCUGCCAUGCCCCAGCACACAUGCGAGGUCGUCAGUUAGUAGAGUUGGACCGUGGGGAUGGCAGCACCCUUCAGUGUUCAGCACCUUUCAUCGAGGAUGCCCCAAGAGACUUGAACAUCUCAGCAGAACGUGUGGCCGAGUUCCAGUGUCGCACAGCAGCCAUGUCGUCAGUGCGGUGGCUCCUGCCAAAUGGGACCAUUCUGACACAUGCCUCCAGCCACCCCCGGAUAACAGUGCUCAAUGAUGGAACGCUCAACUUCUCCAAUGUGCUGGUGGGUGAUACAGGCAUGUACACUUGCAUGGUGUCCAACGCGGCAGGCAAUUCCAAUGCUUCGGCCUACCUCAAUGUGAGCGCAGCCGAGCUCAACACAUCAAACCUAAGCUAUUUCACCACAGUCACGGUGGAGGUGCUAGGUUCUACGUCUGAGAUGCCCAAAUCCAAGACCACCACCACUACCCCAGGCUCCAGCACAACCACCACUGCAUCACCAUCAGUCUUUCAACCAGUCUUCAUCUCAACGCCAACAGUACUGCUCCAGAGCACCGAUGUGCCAUCAGGCCGUCCAUCAGCCGUUCCAGCUUCCAAAGUCACAACAGUGAGACCACCCAACACAGGAGGCACCAGCCUGGAUGAAGUGAUGAAGACCACCAAGAUAAUCAUUGGCUGCUUUGUGGCAGUAACUUUGCUGGCAGCAGUCAUGCUCAUUGUGUUUUAUAAACUGCGGAAGCGACACCAACAAAAAAACACAGGUGCAGUGGCCAGGGCAGUGGAGGUUAUUCCAGUGGAUGAGGACCUACCUCCACGGGCCUCAGCUACUACCAUAACGGGAGAAGGGACUCUCACAUUGCCAGAGAUAAGGGACCACAACAGUAUUCACAAACUGGACUACAUAACUCACAAAUCUGACUACAGCCAUCACAAACCCAAGCCGGAGUAUAGUACCCUAAAACCCAAGACAGAUUACAACACCCACAAAUCUAAAUUGGACUACAGCAGUCACAAAUCAGCACUGGAGUACUCCCACAAAUCUCUGCCUGACUACCACACACACAAACAAAAACCUGACUACAGUCCUUUUAAACCAGAAUACAGCACUUAUAAGCCUGACUAUGGCUCUCACAAACCGAAACCAGACUACAGCCCAUUCAAAUCAGAUUACAGCACUCACAAAUCUAAAACGGACUAUGGUUCACACAAACCUAAAACAGAUUAUACACCACACAAAGCAGCCCCUGACUUCAGUCCCUUCAAGUCAGACUGCAGUCCUUUCAAACCAGACUACAGUGCAUUCAAGGCACACUACAGCCCCCUCAAAGCGGAAUAUGUUAGUCACAGAUUGGACUACAGCCCUCACAAACCCAAAAUGGAUUACAGUCCUCACAAGAUGGACUACAGUCCUCCUAAGAUCGACUACAGCACUCUGAAGCCCAAAUACAACACCUACAAGCCAGCAGGACACGCAGCCAAAUGGACAGAGAAUAGCAUUGGAAACUCUCUCCCACGAACCAUGCCCAGUGCCAUCACAGCCAUUCCUGAACCCAUUGUCAUAAAAACCCACACGAAGGAGAAAGUACAAGAGACUCAAAUCUAA